Kluyveromyces lactis is the source of this 633-nucleotide messenger RNA. RefSeq names its product translation initiation factor eIF4E (gene CDC33). The record is from RefSeq and is a predicted model, not a curated record. Bases 1 to 633 code for a protein of 210 amino acids. Gene Ontology annotation, cellular component: eukaryotic translation initiation factor 4F complex. Gene Ontology annotation, molecular function: translation initiation factor activity; RNA 7-methylguanosine cap binding. The transcript has a single exon. Gene Ontology annotation, biological process: translational initiation. Lineage: Eukaryota; Fungi; Ascomycota; Saccharomycetes; Saccharomycetales; Saccharomycetaceae.
AUGUCCGUUGAAGAAGUUACUCAAAAGACCCAGGAUUUAACUGUGGACGAAGCCAAGCCAGCUACUGUUUUAUCUGAUCCUAAGGAAUUUCAAUUGAAGCAUCCUUUGAGUAGCAAAUGGACUUUAUGGUAUACUAAGCCCCCUGUGGAUAGUUCAGAAUCGUGGUCUGAUUUAUUGCGUCCAGUGACCAGUUUGGAUACUGUCGAAGAGUUCUGGGCUAUUCAAAAUGGUAUUCCAAAGCCAUUCGAUUUGCCAAUCAAAUCUGAUUACCAUUUGUUCAGAAACGAUAUCAGACCUGAAUGGGAAGAUGAAGCCAACUCUGAAGGUGGUAAGUUGUCGUACCAAUUCAAGAACAAAAGACAUAACAUCGAUGAUUUGUGGUUGAGAACUCUAUUGGCCGUUAUUGGUGAAACCAUCGACGAAGAAGAAUCAGAAAUCAACGGUUGCGUCUUGAAUGUCAGAAAGGCUGUUUUCAAGAUUGCUUUGUGGACUAGAACUACCAACUUGAACGCUUUGACUAACAUUGCUACCAAGUUUAAGCAAGUUCUACAACUUGGUGAAGGUGAAAAGUUGGAGUUCUACAAUCACAGAACUUCUAACUCAGGUCACGCUCCUCCAACCGCUCUAUUGUAA